AGUAAAUCGUGACGAUUUGUCGCCAUCUGAACAACUGAUAUUUGAUAAAGGUUGGAAAUACAAUUAUUUUAACCAGUAUGCAAGUGAUCGAAUAAGUGUGAGACGAUAUUUACCGGACCAUCGAGAAGGCAAGUGUAAAGUCAACAAAUAUGCAAGUAAUCUACCCUCAGCAUCUGUGAUAAUUUGUUUUCAUAAUGAAGCUUGGUCAACAUUAUUGCGUUCAGUACAUUCAGUGAUAGAUCGAUCUCCACCAAAUUUGUUACAUGAAAUUAUACUGGUUGAUGAUUACUCUGAUCAACCUCAUCUCAAAGAAGCAUUGGAAGAAUAUAUGGCAAUGUUAAAAGUUGUUAAAAUUGUUCGUACUAAACAACGUGAAGGAUUGAUUAGAGCAAGAAUGAUUGGUGCAGAACAUAGUACUGGGAAAGUUCUGGUGUUUCUAGAUUCACAUAUUGAAUGUACCACAGGAUGGCUUGAACCACUUUUAGAUCGUAUUGCUUUCAAUUCUACAAUUGUUGUAGUCCCUGUAAUAUCAACUAUAAGUGAUAAAACUUUAAAAUUUCAUAUUCCUAGUGCUAGCAGUGUUCAAGUUGGUGGAUUCGAUUGGAGUUUAACAUUUCGAUGGCAUCAACAAACUGAACGUGAUAGAAAUCGACCUGGUGCACCAUAUUCACCUGUCAGAUCACCAACUAUGGCCGGUGGUUUAUUUGCUAUAAGUCGUGAAUAUUUCGAUCAUCUUGGCAGGUAUGAUCCUGGUAUGGAAGUUUGGGGAGGUGAAAAUUUAGAACUGUCAUUUAAAAUUUGGAUGUGUGGUGGUAGUUUAGAAACAAUCAUUUGUAGUCAUAUUGGACAUAUAUUUCGUAAUCGUUCACCAUAUAGUUGGAAAGUUAAAGUAAAACAACCAUUGAGAAGGAAUUUACUUCGUUUAGCUGAAGUAUGGCUUGAUGAUUAUAAACGAUUUUAUCAUGCACGUACGGGAUUUAAACUGAUUGAUUUUGGAAAUGUUUCAGAUCGGAAAGCAUUACGUGAGAAAUUGAAAUGCCAUUCAUUUGAUUGGUAUUUAACUAAUAUUUAUCCUGAAUUAUUUGUUCCGUCAAAAGCUCUUGCUUCUGGUGAUAUUGAAAAUGCUGCUGUUCCUUACUGUUUAGAUGCACCAUUACCAAAGAAAACUGAUCGUAAAUCUGUAAUUGUGAAAGUAUUACCAUGUCAUAGAAUGAAUGGUAAUCAAUUCUGGUUACUAUCACCUGACAAUGAAAUUAGACGAGAUAAUUAUUGUUUCGAUUCUGGUAUACAUCGGAACAGAAUAGGUUUAGUUCGUUGUCACAGUUCAAAAGGAUAUCAGGAAUUCACUUAUGAAACAGAUAAUACUAUUCGUCAACAAGGUAAAUGUUUAGAAAUCAAUAUCGAAUAUUUAAAAGUUUUCCUUACUGAAUGUACUGGAUCAUUAGAACAACAAUGGAAAUUCAACAGGAAACCAUAUCUGCCAUCUGUGAAUAAUCAUAAUACAUAAUUGUAAUCUUUUAAAAAAUAGAAAUCACAUUUAAAGUUCCAUUUAACAUGUAUAUGUGUGUCUACUUGUCAUGUCUUUCAUGAGAUAUUGUUAUUUUGUU
Molecule: messenger RNA, 1607 nt
Organism: Schistosoma turkestanicum
Lineage: Eukaryota; Metazoa; Platyhelminthes; Trematoda; Strigeidida; Schistosomatidae
Source: the annotation of a GenBank genome assembly